Molecule: messenger RNA, 13862 nt
Organism: Podarcis lilfordi (Lilford's wall lizard)
Lineage: Eukaryota; Metazoa; Chordata; Lepidosauria; Squamata; Lacertidae
Source: the annotation of a GenBank genome assembly
AUGUCGCGGGGUGAAGCGGCUGCUGGAGGUGAAGUGUGCAAGGUAGAAGGAAACGUUCUUGUGACAGGAGGUUUCUUGGCUGUGCAAGGACUCAUUGCUAGUACAGUGAAAAGCAUCACCAACUUGUGCUUGUGUUGGGCUUGAAAAUUAACAUAAAAACAAAUCCUGUAUUCCAGACAUGUUUAACACUUCUAGAAAGAACCUGGUGUUCUUUUGUUUCUUUAAAUUUACAAAUCCCUGAAUCAUAGAAUUGUAGAGUUGGAAGGGACCCUGAGGGUCAUUUAAUGCAGCGUUUCUCAACCUUUUUCCAACCCUGGCUCCCUUUGCACCUUGUUUCCUUCCUGUGACCCCCUGUCCUACCUGUAGAAAGGUAGCAAUUUCAAUGUUUUGUUUGUAAACAGAACAUGUUUUAAUUUUAAUUUUUAUAAUUUACACAAAACACAAUUACAUAAAAAAAAAAUUCUUUAAGUAUUUCUCUAUCAAUGUGACCCUUGUGCUUGAUGACCAGAAACAAGCUUUUUAUAUCUAUUGCUGUGAGGAAUAACCAAAGAUCAUCUCUGUCCGGUAUGUUAAGGUGAUUCCAGGUUAGGCUGAGUAAAUAAUUCACACAACUGAGACCUGAAUCUACCAAAGACAAAGUAAGAAAUGCCAUGAAAACAGUUUUGCUUGAUCAUUUCUCACUUCCCUCUGUGGUCCCCUGGUCUCGUGCCAUGGCCCCCCAUUUACACAAUUUUCACCUGAGGCCCCUGGGGGCCCCCGGUUGAGAAAUGCCAAUCUAGUCCAACCCCAUCCAAUGCAGGAGUCUCAAGUAAAGCAUCCCUGGCAGAUGAUGGCAGGUGUUUGUGUGAAAGAAGAUAUUGAGUUUACCAGGUGCUCUUGCAACUGCUUAUCUUCUUUUUAUGACAGUGAAUGAGUGUUACAAAAUCUCGCAUGGUGCCAACCAGUAAGAGUUUGUCUAAAUGUUUGGAAAUAGCUUCUAGAAUGCAUCUCUUUCUGCCAUCCAGGUGAGAUGAGUAAAAGAGAUUAACCUCUUUUAAAGCUCUCCUGGCAAGAGGCCCAGGCCAUUAGUAAUUGUGGGGAGGGGAGGCAGAGGCUGAGGUAAUCAUAUCUUAGUUUAACACAGUCUUCCUCACCCUCGGCCCUCCCGAUGUUUUUGGUCUACAACUCGCAUGAUCCCUAGCUAGCAGGACCAGUGGUCAGGGAUGAGGGGAAUUGUAGUCUCAAAAACAUCUGGAGGGCUGAGAUUGAGGAAGCCUGGUUUAACACAGCUAAAAGAAAUCUGAUGUGCUUUUGUAUCUUUAAAUCUACAAAUGAGGCAGAAUGACAGAUAUAUUUACAGUGAUGCUAUGAAUUCAUUGGGUGCUCUUGCAACUCAGCUUGCUCGGAACAUGGGGUCCUGUAAUGGUGUCCCACUUGUGGUCUCUUCAGCCCAAAAUUGAAACUACCUUCUGAGGUACACAAUAUUUUUAGAGGUGUUUCAAAGCAGUAGCUUCCUAUUUUCCUAGAGCAAUGGUUUCCAAAGCUCCCCCUCCCCCUGGCAUGGACCACUUGAAAAUUGCUGGGAGUCUUGGCAGACCAUGUAAUGGUUUUUCUGCCUGUUAUGCCAAUUGUAAUGGGUUGUGCUAGAUGCUGCAUGGUUUUAAUUUUAUUUGUAUGGCUUCCAUUAUUUCUUUUAUUGUAUUUUAUUGUGUUACAAUUUGAAUACUGUACUGUAGAAGUCAAACUGCAAUAAAUAAAAAGCAAUAGAAGAAAUAAUAGAAGCCAUACAAAUACCAUUAAAAAUCAGUAUGAAUAUUUAAUGCAAUUGAUGUGUCUGUUGGGUUUUACAUCUUAAUUCUAGCCUCCCGUUAACUUUAUUGGAUAAAAGAAAUAAAAGAAUGGCAAUAGCUUAUUAAUGAAUUUAUCUGGGACAGGCUUCCUCAACCUCGGUCCUCCAGAUGUUUUGAGACUACAAUUCCCAUCACGCCUGAUCACUGGUCCUGCUAGCUAGGAAUCGUGGGAGUUGUAGGCCAAAAACAUCUGGAGGGCCAAGGUUGAGGAAGACUGAUCUGGCACAAUAAAAAACCACAGCUGAGUGCAGAUACAGUGACAGACCUAUUAGAACAGGCUUUCUCAAACUUGGCCCUCCAGAUGUUUUUUGGCCUACAACUCCCAUGAUCCCUAGCUAGCAGGACCAGCGGUCAGGGAUGAUGGGAAUUGUAGUCUCAAAACAUCAGGAGGGCUGAGGUUGAGGAAGCCUGUAUUAGAAAAUCUACAGAUCUCUUUAUUCUGGCCUUUGACACCUAAGAUGUAUGUUUUCAGGGUCAACCAUAUUCCUGCAAUUGUGAUCUGUUCCAAGUGUUUUUAAUUUUGAAUUGCUGCAACACAACCUGGGACCUGCUAGUGAAGGAUGGGUAAUAAUAAUUUUAGAAAACAGAAAAGGGGUUCUGGUUGUACUGAUCCUCACCUUCCAGGCAGACCCCCAGGCUCUAAGAACGAUGGAGCAGCUGCUGCACCCACUACUCUUGCUAGACCACCUGCAUGAAGCUUGCAAACCAUGGGUGGUCCAUGGAUCAGCUUGGGAACACCUGUCCUGAGUACUGCACAGCUUGAUUUGGCAGAGGGCUGUAAGGAUAAAUGUGACUCUACUUUUAAGGGCACCUCCCAUAUUUAGCUGAGGUUAGGCCCAACCGAGCGGGCAGUGCGAGAAGCCAGAGUGAAGUACCACCUAAAGGAUAUUAGACCUGUUCGUACUUAGUUCUUUAACAAAAGCUUUGGCCUAAUCCUCAUUAAAAGAGAACAUUACAGGGACAUUGACUGUUCCACCUCUGGCAGAAAAAUGUCCUGGACUGGGCUUGGGCUUAUCUGCUUGUGCAGACAGAUGGGAGUUUUGUCCCAAGGUCUGCUGUCCUCCUUUGCACCUUCCAAAACGCUGUUCUGGAGAAUCCCCCAGCCCUCUGAAAACCAGUUUGCAGAAGCAGCAGACAAGGAAACCAGAAACACCUUGCCCCUGUGUAAGCAGAAAAACCUUCCCUUUAGGCAGACCUUCCUUAGGAUCCAAGCCUCCAGAACUCUAAAAGGUUCUGCUGCACCUAUUCAGUCCAAACAUUUCACUGAUAAGUACGGUUCUGUUUUUGCCUAGUCACCACAGCUGACCUCGGGGAAGCAGCUUCUCUCUUAUCCCUCCUGUAGUAUAAGAGAGCCCCUUCUGUGCAGCUGAGUGAAAGUGGCAACUGCCUUAUCCCUGUUUACAUCUUAGCAGCACAAGCUUACUCAUUCACAGCAGAAAGUUCAAGGCCCACAUGCCUAUACUUGUAGUCUGAGGCACUAAAAGGACACUCACCAAAAAACCCUCUAGCGUGCAGAUAUUAACACUGAUCAAACUCACCGCUACUGAAAAAAGGAUCCCAGCAAAACAAGAAUAUGUGCAACUUGAUGUGCUGUGUGAACUUUAUGUAGGGUAAAGGUCACAGCUGUUCAGCAAGCACAAAAGGGGGAGCAAAUGGCUCAAAGCCCCAACUGGGCUCCCUGUUGUGUACAGAUCCAUUUUGUUUUUCAUUCAUUUUAUACUACUGUCUAUUUAAACAUUCACAUUUUAUUUGUCUAACGAUUAUCAGCAGGCCACUUAACAGGAGUGUACAGUGAAGAGAAAAUAUUUAUAAUUACAAUGUGUUGAGGUAGUAAUAUAGGGACUUUUAUUUAUGCUGAAAUAAAUACAGUAAUUUGGAAUUGGUUAUCAAAGCAAAUAUUAGGCAAGAUCAAGAAAUGCUCAGCUGUCAACAGCAACAUUAGAGCGUCAGUGGGAUGAAGCCUUUUUCAAACAACACUUUCAAAAGACAUCCGGCCUGUUGAGGGGGUCCUAGGCUAGGCACUGCUAUGGCACAAUUAUGAUUCCCGUGGGCACAGCCAGACCACCUCAGUAAAUAAGACACCACUAAAACUGCAUUUCUGACCAAUCACAAGAACUGGAACAAUAAGAGGUCCUUGGAUAAUUUACAAUAAUGUAUUAAAUCCAAAAUGAAAUUUCUGAUCCCACUAAAUUAGCAAGACUAGCCGUGCUCAAGAAAAAGUCUCUAAGCGCCAUGCAUGCCCUUUAAUAUGUACUGUAUAUAUCUUUUGAAAUAUUUGAUGGAAGCUGAUCUCCUUAUUAUGGGUAUCUUGUUUUUUACUCCCAGGAUUAGGCUGGCAUGUAAAUGUGUGGAGAGAAAUGAGGGGGGAGGGCACGGUGGACCUGCAAGGGGAGUUUGCAUAAGCCGGCAGUUGUGCAGAUUCCCCGGGCACCACGCAGUUUGCCGACAAGUAAGCAAGUGUGUGAAUGUGCAGGGAUGCCUGGGGAAUGUCCCAAGGAGCACGCAGGGCUGCUCUGGGGUUUUCUGGUUCUCCUCGCGAAGGGGGAGGGAGAUUUCGCGGGAGUUCGCAGCUGUUUUCGGCUGCCUUCCAUCCCUCCCUUUGCGCUGCAGUCCGGGCACCACUCGGGGCCUACUUCCGAGGAGACGGGGCUGCGCCAGCAGGCGCGGAAGGGGGAAUCCCUCUCAGGGCGGCGGCGGCGGCGGCGCCUCGAAGCGCAGCGACCCCGGCCGGGGGAGGGGGAGGGGCGGCGCGGGGCGGGGCCUGGUGACGUGUGGCCUUCGUCAUCGAGCUCGCGCGCCCCCGCCCGCCUCCCUCGAAGCGCCUGGGCUGCCGACGCGCGCGCGCGCGCCCUCCUCCCUCCCUCCCUCCCUCCCUGCCUGGCUCGCUCGCUCGGUGGCGGUUUGUGCGCGCGAGGCGCUCUCCAGGCUCCUCCGGCCCGAGGCUGGUGGCGGCGGCGGCGGGGCAGAGGCAGCACCGGCGGCAGCAGCAGCAGCGCCGCCCUUCGCCCUCCCAGCGCGGCCGGGAAGCAGCUGCUCCCCCCCCCGCCCGCCCGGCAGCGGCUCCUCCUCCUCCGCCUCCUCCUCCUCCCGCUGCUGCUGCUGCUGCUUCAGGAACAAAGGGAGGAAGCGGCGGCGGCGGCGGCGGGGCUGUCUUCCCGCCCGAGCCCGGGAUAGCGGCGGCGGCGGCGGCAGCGGCCUCCUCCUGCUCCUGGUUUCCGCGUCUUUGUCCUCUGGCUCGGAGUCUGGCCGGGAGCCUCGAGGCGGGUGAGUCGCCCUUCCUUCCUUCCCUCCCUCUCGGGGGGGGGGGGCUACGGACCCCUUUCUGCCCCCCCCCCGGCGAGGGGGCUGGGUGUCUCCGCGUCCCCCCCGCGCCACGGAGGCGGCGGCGGACAAAGGGCCGCGCAGGGGCGGCCGGGCUUCGGCUCUUCGGGGGGGGGGGGAGAGAGAAAGAGCUUUCCCCGGAAAGGGGCCUCCUUCGCGACCACCGCCCCAACAGCCAGGCGAGAGAGAGGGGGGGCUGGCAGAAGACCCUCGGAGGGGGGGGAAGGAGGCAGACAAAGAGCUGGCCGGGGGGGGGACCAGGCGGCUCCUCUCCCGCCCCCCCCCCCCGGACAGAGGCGGCUUCCUGGGCCCCGUGGGCCGCCUGGCCUGGCUUUCCUCCUGGGCUGGGCCUGGCCGUGACUCAGGGAUUCUCCGGCAGGCCUCUCGCCGCCGCGCCCCCCCCCCGCCUCCCUCGGCGCUUCCUCUCUCCUCCUCCUCCGGCAGCAGCAGCGGCUCCCUUCCCUUUGUUUGGUCCCCCCCCCCCCCGCGCCCGCUUCUUCAGGCCUCAGGCCUAGUUUCCCCCGCUGUUCCAUUGUGUUUCCACAGAGGAGUUCUCCUUUUCUGCCCCCUUCCUAAUGAAAUUGCAUCUAAAAGAAGGAAACCUUGAUAAACCUAGUCGCGGUUUGUAAGCUUUGCUUAAACUAAAACUGUUAGUGUCGUGAAGCCUCGGGGCCUUGAUGGUAGACGGGGCACGUUCCCCACGUUAGGCGCACGAAUGCCGCACGGCGUGUCUGUAGCCGCGGCUUUGGAGCAGCAUUGGAACUAACAUGGACGGAGUUCUCUCGAGGCAAGCCGUGCAGUUGAGCAAGCGCAGCUUUCUUGAGCUGGAGAGCGGUAACCCGAAUAAGCAUAUUUUAGGAGGAACCAUCUGGUGCAUGCAGUUUGUAGGGUGUGCUCUGGAGUGACACAAUUGCAGUCAUCUGGGCCAUUUAACUGUUCUUGCUACUCUUGCUCAGGGCUAAAAUCCCUGAUAAAUUCUCGAUAUAGUUAUCAGCCUGACAUGUUUCUCUUCAUCGAGUGUCCUUUGUUAAGCUGCUUCUAUAGUUUCCUGUUGGUACAUUUUUGCUGCUUCAGUUCUGUGGGCUGUACAGGAGCUGGGCAGCCUUUGGAGAUAUAAAUAGAAGCUGAUUUCAGAGGCCCCUGUUGACGAGCUUAUGCCUGAGCCUCCAGCUCAGCCUGUCACAUUGCAGCCUUGUGACAAGCGGAAGCUAAUGCACUCACCAUGUGACUUGGGCUUCGGAGAAAUAUUAAAGCAAGCAGACGACGUGCAUGUGAUAGUAUUCGAACCCAGUAUUCCAGUAAAAAAGCUAAAGGUCUAAACAACGGUAGCUAGCUUAAAAUUAUGAAAUUCAUACCCGAUAACAAACAUUGUUUUUCUGUAAAGAUUUGUUUGGCUUGCCAUGCUAGUCAUUUGCAGGUGCAAACUUCUUUGAUACUGAUGAUGUCAUUCUAGGGCUUUUUAAUUGGAUGGUGCAAAAUUUACAUGAAACUAGAAAAAUGAAAAUGGCACAGCUUUGUUUUUACAGAUAAGUUUUACAUAGCUUACGGUGUCGAUUUUACAUUUGUUUUGGAAAAACAGGUCAAAUUUGUGACCACAUAUUCUCCCAAACAAAUGUUUCUUUAUAAAUUACAAGCUGAUUUUAGUGAGUUAGGGUGGACUUUAUGGUGAAGGUGUGCCUGAAGUCUGCCUUGUGAUAUUUAUUCAGCAAAAAUUAUCUACUGUUUUGUGAAACAGGCCCUCUUUUUCUGUCCCCCUUGAGCAUAUCUUCUAAAAUGCUAUAUUAUAACAAUUGUGGAAAAGUGACCCACUCGUAUGUAUGGUACAGGACUCUUCAGGCCUUUUAGAACAAGGAUAAACUCUGAAGCCAUUCUCAGUUGAUUUUCUUAAAGAUGCUUGUGCAGAAAAAACAUGAUAAUUCAGGAUAUGUAAAUUCAAGCUUUAGAAGUUUCAUACUGUUUAAAAUGUAUACAUGAAAAAUCUUCACAGGGCAUAUUUGCAUUUUUAUUCAUUUCACAGUUUUAUAUGCUGCCUUUCCAUUGUUGACGUCUUCGAAUGCUUUUCUUUCUAGUAGACCAUUAUUACACGUUACAAUCCAAUUAAUGUAGUGCCAUGGGAACAGAGGUUAUGGAUCCUAUAUUUUUAUAUCAGUCUUGCAUAGCUUAUAUGGUAAUGAAGUUGAAGUGUUUAUGUUGCUAAAACAUGACCCGUGUCAUGCACAGAUGAGGCGGCCUUUUCAAGCAGGAAAUUUUGUUCAAGUUUGUUUUGAUAGUCACGGUAUUUUGCUGAGUUGCUGUAAAAUGAGUGGCUUGUUUUAAUGAAUAUAUUAAGCAGGACAUCUUCCAAAAAGCCUGCUUCAAGUGAAACUCUUCAGCUUAAUAGCUUUUGUCUUAUUAAAAUAGUAGAUGAUUUUGUAUAAAAUAAUUUAAACACAUGGUGUUCUCAGUUAGCAUGGGGUUGCGUUGGUUGCGGGCCCAAGUUCUCAGGUCCUGUUGAGCUAGUCUACCAAGAAUAGUGCUCCAUCCUUAUCUCCAUAAUUUGUUUUUACUAUACAAAGCGGUGUGUCUCUUGAGCCUAAAAGUACUCCCCAUGCUGUGAGAUCUAUUGAUAGGCAAUAACCAGAACAGGCAUGAAUGGAGAAGCAUAAGACUUUUCUGCUUUAUUGAAUAGACUUGAAGAUUUAAAAUCACUAUGAAAGGUUCAGGACACAUUUGUGUCCCUUUGAGUGACAAAUCACAGUCCAGGGUUUUAUGAUUAGCAUAUGUUGGUCUGCCUUCUCCACAGGAAUAAAGGAAAACAGAACCACAAACUAUUUUGAUAGUUCGUAUAUUUUGCUUCUAGUGUUGUUCUUGUUGCAUCCCACUCCACAGAUGGGGCAGGUAGAGCAAAACGGAGGAAUCCUAGAGUGGGAAGGGACCUGAAGAGUCAUCUAGUCCAGGCAUGGCCAGAUUUGUCCCUCCAGCUGUUUUGGGACUACAACUCCCAUCAUUUUUUAAAAAAAUAAUAUUCAUUAUUUUUCCAAAAACACUAAAAAAAGAAGAAAAAAAGAAAAACAAUACGAUACAACACAUCAAAUUAACAAAACAAGACAAAGACAAUAAAAUAAAUCAAACAAUUUCAUUAUGCCAUCUUUCAUUCACUUAUUUCCACAACCUCCUCACACCUCCCUUUUUGUAUUCCACUUCUGUUAAUUAUUUCAGCAAUUCCUUUCCAUCUUCCUCUGUUUUCUAUCCUAUAAUUAUCUUAACUCAUUCUAACCUUAUUUUUUCCUUUAAUACUCUAUUAACCUAUCUGUACUUAAUUCCUUAUAAUAUUUCUACUAAAGCCAUAUAACUUCAUUUCAACAUUUUUCUAACAUUCAUUAAUUUUACAAUAUUUCUGUAGAUAGUCUUUAAACUUUUUCCAAUCUUCUUCCACCAACUCCUCUCCCUGGUCUCGGAUUCUGCCCGUCAUUUCCGCCAGUUCCAUGUAGUCCAUCAACUUCAUCUGCCAUUCUUCCUGGGUGGGCAAAUCUUGUGUCUUCCAGUACUUUGCGAUGAGUAUUCUUGCUGCUGUUGUUGCGUACAUAAAAAAAGUUCUAUCCUUCUUUGGCACCAAUUGGCCGACCAUGCCCAGGAGAAAGGCCUCUGGUUUCUUCAAGAAGGUAUAUUUAAAUACCUUUUUCAUUUCAUUAUAAAUCAUCUCCCAGAAUGUCUUAAUCCUUGGGCACGUCCACCAAAGGUGAAAGAAUGUGCCUUCAGUCUCAUUACAUUUCCAACAUUUAUUUUCAGGCAAAUGGUAAAUUUUUGCAAGCUUGACUGGUGUCAUGUACCACCUAUAAAUCAUUUUCAUUAAGUUUUCUCUUAGGGCAUUACAUGCCGUAAAUUUCAUACCUGUGGUCCAUAACUGUUCCCAGUCAGCCAUCAUUAUAUUAUGUCCAACAUCUUGUGCCCAUUUAAUCAUAGCUGAUUUCACCGUUUCAUCCUGAGUGUUCCAUUUCAACAGCAAGUUAUACAUUUUUGACAAAUUCUUAAUUUUGGAAUCUAGCAAUUCUGUUUCCAAUUUUGAUUUUUCCACCUGGAAACCAACUUUUUUGUCCAAAUUAUAUGCCUCCAUUAUUUGGUAAUAAUGGAGCCAAUCUCGCACUUUAUUUUUCAAUUUUUCAAAGCUCUGCAUACAAAUCCCAUCAUCCCUAGCUAACCGGACAAAUGGUCAGGGAUGAUGGGAAUUGUAGUCCCGAAACAGCUGGAGGGCCAAGUCUGGCCAUGCCUGAUCUAGUCCAAUGCUCUGCAGUUGUAGGAGCCACAGUUAAAGACAGAUAGAAUGUUUCCACACUCCAGUAAAGAUGGCUGGAUCAGGACCCUUAAGUCUAAAUCAAAGGAGCAUAAUUGCAGUGGGUUGGACUGGAUGACCUUUGAGAUGAUCCUUGUGGAUGUGGUCUUUUCAGCACCGAAUGACUGUCAGUGGAACAUACAUUUAGAUUCACCCCUGCCAUAUGCUUACUUGAAAGCAGUGCAUUGUGGGCAGGUUGCAUUGAUGCCUGUAUGCACUUAACAUUGACCCUCAGGCGUCUAAGCUAUGAGGCAACAUUUUUUCUGUAGUAAAGCAAUUCAGGUGAGGUUAAUUUGGGACUGGAGAAUAUGAAUCCAGUCUUCCCUCUCCUUUUUAGGCCCUAGGCUGAAAAUAAUCAAUAGGCAAGCUACUUACCUCUCUUCAGCUUCAACAGUUGAGGUGGCAUUCCUGCUUAUUCCUGCCAAUUUGACUUACAAGAUGAAGGAAUCACACAGGUGUAGCUCACAAUCCUGUCUGCAUUUGGGGGGAAGGCGGUAUUUUUUCACAAAGUUCAAGUGGAAACAGGCUUUUGCCUCAUACCUCACUUACUCUGUUUGGAGUGGUUUCCUUUAGUCCUGUCCCUUUUCCUGUUAUGGUUGCCUGUGCUUAUACACAGAGAAUGACCACUGUGGAAAUAUGGCUAUGUGAUGUUAUCUUAUGUAAUGGCUAGUUCAUGUGAAUUAUGAUCUUAUAGCAACUUCUAAAGCAGUUUGUGUGUGUGUUUAUUUACAGCACAAGAUGGCUCAGGAGACCAACCAGACCCCAGGGCCCAUGCUGUGUAGCACAGGAUGUGGAUUUUAUGGGAAUCCUAGAACUAACGGAAUGUGUUCUGUCUGCUAUAAAGAACAUCUUCAAAGACAGCAAAAUAGUGGCCGAAUCAGUCCAAUGGGUAUGUGCUGGAGGAACAUAAUAUAACUGAAAUGCUAGCUGUGAAUACUGUCACAUUUCAGAUAUAAACAUUUAAGUGAACAUUUGUACUAUUCUAGUAACUUUGAAGCAUUUUUGUGUAUAAGCCAAAUUAACUCAUUAAAAAGACUUCCAAGUAUUUAACAGCUGUAGUAUCUACAUAUUACGAAGUUUACAUUUCUAAUCUAUGCUUAUAUUUUCCCCCUUCAUACAGGAACAUCAAGUGGUUCCAACAGUCCUACCUCAGACUCUGCAUCUGUACAGAGAGCAGAUACUAGUUUAAACAACUGUGAAGGUGCUGCUGGCAGCACAUCUGACAAAUCAAGGUAAGAGCAGUGUAGAGCCUGAUAGUGAAAUGAAAUAAUUCUGGGAGAGUAUGUAAGGGACACUCUAAGCCUAUUACUGUUAUAACAGUUUCUGCUACAGCUAGUUUGUAGGGGAAAUAACUGCAGAGUUUAUUAUUUCUGCAGUCAAACGGCUCUGAGCUUUACAAUGAGGGAAUUGAUGUAAAUGCCUUAGUUUGCUAUAAGGUUAGAUUACAAGGACACUUAGAUAUUACAGUCUAUACAUCAAACUUUAUCACCAGUGAGUUCAGUCAUAGUUGUCAAAGAAGAGCCCAGGGUUUUUAAGUUUUAGCUUUAUAAGAUGUUAGUCUUCCUAAUAGCACUAACAGAUUGCUCUCAUUUCACUGAAUGCAAGCAGAAAUGUGCCUGUUGCCGCCUUGCCUGUAACACAGCAAAUGACAGAAAUGAGCAUUUCAAGAGAGGAGAAAGUAACUCCGAAAACAGAAACAACAGAGCCAGGUAUGCCUUUUUAAAAGUCGCUUAAGUGCAGCUAGUUCAGUGGGACCUGGCAGGUGUAGACGUUUGGUAACCAAUGAGAAAAACUAUGCCAUAUUCUCUUUAGUAUUUGGUUCUUUAGCAUUAAAAGGCAAAAUUGCAAAGUAAAAGAUUUAUCAUCCUUAGAUCAAUUUGUUCACUGUUUGUAAGAGUUCAUCCAACAGUUAUUAUAAGUAGAUUAAUGUCGCUAGUCCCUUCAGCAAAAAUGAAUUGAGUAGUGAGAAUGUGCUAUUCUUUUUUUAUCUAAAGAAAACCAUACAAAAUGGUUGGCAUUUUUUCCCUUAAGCAUUUUGAAUGAAUUCUUUAAUGUGCUGCAGUUCACCAGUCUUUACAACUUUCAAUAGUUACUUUAGAUCACUGGAGAAAUCCAACAAUCUUCCAAAUAAGGUUGGGUUUUUUUUAAGUAUCUUUGUUUUUUAUAUCCCUAUUUUAUAUCUGUUUUGUAUACCAACUUCACUGAAAUGAUCAUUUCUGAAUAUAAUAUACCUCCAUGCAUUGUUAUUCAGGCCUUUUUAAAGACUUGACAUUUUGAAGUAACUUCUGGUACUUGUAAAGUGUUUAUGAAAUAUUUCCUAGAUUUGAAUAAGUUCACAAGGUUGAAAUCCAUAGAGCAUUUUGCAUGAGUGUUUUUGUAUUAAUUUGCAUUCAAUAUUCCCACUAUUGAAUGUUCUGGUGCUGAAGUCAUAAUCGAUGGGUAUAUAUUUACAUUAAUUGUUUGGAUGAACUCUUCUUAUAAUAGGCUUUUAAAAGUUGUUUUUAGUAAUGUAUUUUUGCUAUAUGGUUUUGUUUGAACGCUUUGAUAUUAGGAUGGUUUGAUUCUUUUGCCAAUAUUUCUUGCUGGUGUAUAGUAUCAUAAAAUGUAAUUCUAAAUAAGGUGAAUUUGGACAUGGGAUUCAUUUAGAAGUAAGUGAAAAGGCCAGCCCAACAGGUACAGCCUUAAUGAUGAACAGCUUUAUACAUCAGGGGACCUUUUUAUGUAUAUUCCUGAUAAAUGUGAAGGUAGACGGCAAGCUGAAAGAUAUUUAAAUAGCACAAUGAUUUCUAUAUUUCUUUGAAUCAAGUAGCAUACAUAUUAAUGUUCAGAAACUAGGUGGGAGUAUAUAAAAUGAUAGAAUAUGCUAUGGCCUAUGUAUCAUGUGUGUUGUUCCACCCAUCUUCCACAGACGUGUCUUUUAGUAAGCUUAAUAAAUCUGUAGUGUAAGUAAACAGAUAAUGCAUUAAAUGAAAGGGUGUUUUUUAACUGCAUAGAUUAGGUAAAAAAGAAAAAGUAGUAGUAGUAUGAUAGCGUUAGCUCUUCAUUUAUGAUGAUAGUGCAGCAACACUGAAUACUGUGUGCACAGAAAGAUGGAAACAUACCACACUAAGGUGUUGAGCACCCAGAAAUACCUUCCUAGUUCUCUGGAGCAGCUAUGGGCUGAUGCAGAUUCUGUUUGAAGGUGAGGGUGAUUAUAGGGGAGAAAAUAGGAAAGAGGAACCUCCAAGGUACAUCCUUUCAGCCAAUGUAUGUUUUUUGUGGUGGCAAGAGUAGUAGUUUGCUGAAAGUUUGAGUGAGACCAUAAAAUAUCCAUUCCGAAACCUGCAUCUUUACUCUUGGUAAUCUCCAGCACACAAGUCUUCUACAAUCCAUUCCUUGGGAACCAGCCCAGAAGGUUAUGGGCUCUACUUGGUGCUUCUAUCAAGACUGAAUUGCUUGAAUCCUAAACUAACUUGAGAAAUUUAACUUAAUGGAAUGAAGCUUUACUUCCCCCCCCCCCCCCACACACCGCCCCUGAAAAAGUCUCUGAAGGGGAGGCGUCCUGAAUAAUAUGGAAGGGUACAGAGGACUUAUGGAAAAGAUGAGGACUGUGGCAACUUAGAAGCCACUGCCCCACAAAAGGUGGGGAACCCCCCAGGGAAGCUUUUCAUGGGUCAUAGGUUGCUAUAGGCAGAAGGGGGGGGGGGAGAACUUUGUGUUUUCAGGUUAACAUAAUAAGAGAACCAUUCUAAUGAUUUCUUUACUACAAAAAGGAGACAGGGAGGAUGAAGGAGUAGGUGCUUCCAAAAAUUAAUUCAGCAUCUCUUUCUAUAAAUAAACUACAACACUGGGGUGUGUAAAGAAGAGAAUUUAAAAUGUGGAGAUGAAAGCAGUUUAGAAUUACAGUAUACCACGUCUAAUCAACUUUGGCCGGUUUUAUUCUUUUCAGUUGUUACUCAACCCAGUCCUACAGUUAGUCAGCCUAGUACAUCUCAGAAUGAAGAGAAAACACCUGAAAUGCCUAAACCAAAGAAGAACAGAUGUUUUAUGUGCAGAAAGAAGGUUGGCCUUACAGGUAUGCUAUUAGACACUGCAUUAUCCACACUUAUCCAGUCUUAAAUAUAGUUACUGCUGAGGACUUGCAUACUUUGAAACUUUGUGACACUUUGAAAUGGCACAGAUGUAUGUAUGUACGGGAGUUCAGUUUUUUAUUCCACAUGACGAAACCUAGGUCUUCACCGAACAGGACUUUAUGCUGUUUUUGUGCUUUUACAGGGUUUGAUUGCCGAUGUGGAAAUCUGUUUUGUGGACUUCACCGUUACUCUGACAAGCACAACUGCCCAUAUGAUUACAAAGCAGAAGCUGCAGCAAAAAUCAGAAAAGAGAAUCCAGUUGUUGUGGCCGAAAAAAUCCAGAGAAUAUAA